AUCACGCAAUCGAUCGUCUACUCCUUAUCCUCGUGAUGUUUACACUCUCGACACUGCCAAUGAUUAUACCUAUGAACAAUUUGAAGCCUUUCUAGUUAAUGACUCUAUUAGAACUGCUGUUGCUAAUUAUUUAGUUGAAAAUCCCAAAACUACACAAAUUCAGACACCUACCUAUACUACUCCUGUCAAAUGCAAUAUUAAACUUAAUGGACAGCCCUACCACGCUGUAAUCGACAGUGGUGCUGCUGUCAGUAUGAUUUUUAGCCAAGUUGUAAAAGAACUUGGAUUGAAAAUAGAAGCACCCUCUUCUAGCCUUAUUGUCUCAGCCACCGGACCCUCUGUCCGACCCCUAGGCGUAAUUAAAAACUUAUCAAUUGAAGUUGAAGGAACCACCAUUCCCAUGGAUGUUGAAGUAAUGAAUGCUACCUCUUAUUCAUUACUCUUAGGAAAUGACUGGUCACAAAAGGUAGAUGCCACCUACAGUUGGAAAAAUAAGGCUUAUACUCUUAGAUGGAACAAAAAAAAAAUCCAUGUGCCCACUACUUAUGAACACGACCAACCUUUAUCUGCCCAACCAACCAUUACUGAUGAAAAGGAACUAGAAAAGUUCGAACAGGAAUACCUCCGUCCAAAGGAAGCCUAUGUGGUGGAAAUUGAACCUGAUAAUUGGACAACCGUUACCCACAAAUCCAGACCCAGCGCCUCAUUCACUAAACAAAAAUGUGGACGCUGUUACUCUUAUAACCACCUUUAUGCUGACUGUCCUAACAAUGAAUGUUAUCGUUGUCGCCGUUACGGACACCUAGCUGCACAUUGUCCUAAACAAGCCCCCAAACGAAAUGUUUGCAAGACCUGCUCUCAACCCGGACAUCUAUAUAAGGACUGUCCUGAUAACCUCUGUUACCAAUGCAAACAGUAUAGACAUAUCAGUGCCAACUGCCCCCUGAUGACCCAGAUUCUUGAAAACCAACAAUAUCAAUGUGGUUGCCAACCUCAGGAAGUACCCAAAAGACCAGAAGAAAUCAGGCCUUUUGAGCAAACCUUAAUUUGUAAAGGAUGUUGGAUUGAUUUCCACCAAGACCUAGAUCCAGAAGACCCACGAAGUAUAGAGUUCUUCACUAAUGGCGAAGGACGAGGAACGCUAAUGGAAUGUAAGCUCUGUAGAAAGCAAGGAAUUAGAUCUAAGAUAAUUAAACUAGACUCUAUUCGAGAAGAUACUCGGUUUUGCAACCUCGAAUGCUUGUAUGCAUAUAAAGCUGCUAAAGAUGUAGAAUGGAAUUCAAACUACAACCUAUGGACUCGAGUACGCCAUUAUACCGAAUCCACCAGAAAUGCAGGACAUGCAUAUGAUCUUAACCAAAGUCGAAUCUAUCGACUCGCCCAGAUACAGAUUGGAGAAAGUAAUGAAGACCUCGCUCAUACUAUGGAGCCCCAGGCUGCUGACCUGUCUAACCAAGACUAUACCUAUAAUGAAGUCAAUGUUAUCAUGAGAGCCGCCCAAGUACAAUUAAGUGAAACUGAAGAGGACACUCUACAAAGAAUUCUAGAAGAGUCUUUUGACACUAGUCAUCCAGAUUUUGAUCAAAGGAAAGCCAUGGAAAACUUACAAAGAAAUUUUCAAGGAACGGUUGGACUCUGUAAAGAAUGUAUUAUGACCAAAAAGAACACUGAGUUAGAACAAUUUAACUCCUAUUGUGAGGAAUGUUAUAAAGCACUUCACCCUCCUCUAGAUCCAGAAGUUCUGUCUCCUCCAACCUCUCCAACACCAGAAUUACCUAUCGUUGCACCAAUAAAAACUGUGUCAACAACUUUAGAACCCACAGACCUAGUCCCUCUCCUUCAGGAACAGAUUAGGCAACAGGCCCAAAUCAUUGCUCUGCUACAGAAACAAGCUAAAACUUUUGAACACCAGGACCAGACCAUAAAGGAAUUACAAGCUCGACAAUAUCAAAAACUACUCGAAGAUACAGACAAUUCUAGACCCAGAAUUAUUCGAGAGAUUUAUACUGUGACUCAGGAAAUAAAACCAAAAGUAGGACCCUUAACUACUCACCAAGGAGCUCAAUUUCGACAAUUGCUUCUUGAAUUUGCUGACCUCUUUGCAAAGGAUAUGACCCAACUAGAUGAAAUGCUUGACUCACUUGCUGGAGCUACUUAUUUUUCCACCCUCGAUCUUAUGAGUGGAUACUGGCAAGUAAAA
Messenger RNA from Paraglomus brasilianum, 2200 nucleotides. The record is from the annotation of a GenBank genome assembly. NCBI's taxonomy places the organism in Eukaryota, Fungi, Glomeromycota, Glomeromycetes, Paraglomerales, Paraglomeraceae.